Messenger RNA from Microthlaspi erraticum, 1482 nucleotides. The record is from the annotation of a GenBank genome assembly. Lineage: Eukaryota; Viridiplantae; Streptophyta; Magnoliopsida; Brassicales; Brassicaceae.
AUGCUUAAGAAAACCGCCGGCGAUUCGUAUCGUCUUCUUGCUCCGGCGUUAUCAUCAUCUUCUAUAUCGAGAAACAGAACAGAGAUCGAGCGUGUCACCAGGAUCAUCAAUGAUCAUCCCUUUCCCAAUCAUCCGAUUCAGCCCAUUUUCGCCAAGCACAUCCCUUUAUCCUCUCUGUCGCCGGACUUCGUAUCGGAGGUUCUCGGUCGUCUCUUCGCUGCUCAUUCCAAUGGUCUCAAAGCUCUCGAGUUCUUCAAGUAUUCACUUAAAACCCCCAAAUCCUCUCCCACAUCCGAUUCCUUCGAGAAAACACUUCACAUUCUAGCACGGAUGCGGUACUUCGAUCAAGCCUGGGCUUUAAUGGCGGAAAUGCGAAAUGAUUACCCUAAUCUGUUGACCGUCAAGUCAAUGAGCAUCCUUCUCUGCAAAAUCGCUAAAUUCGGUUCCUACGAAGAGACUCUAGAAGCUUUCGCGAGGAUGGAGAAGAAGAUAUUCAGGAAGAAAUUCGGCGUCGAUGAGUUCAACAUUCUUCUCCGAGCAUUCUGCACAGAGCGAGAGAUGAAGGAGGCGAGAUCGAUUUUCGAGAAAUUGCAUUUCAGGUUUAACCCAGACGUGAAGACGAUGAACAUUCUGCUUCUAGGGUUUAAGGAAGCUGGUGAUAUCACCGCUACAGAGCUCUUCUACCAUGAAAUGGUGAAACGAGGAUUCGAACCCAAUUCCGUCACUUUCGGAAUCAGAAUCGAUGGGUUCUGCAAAAAACGGAACUUUGGGGAAGCCCUGAGGCUGUUUGAAGAAAUGGAUCGACGGAAACUCGAAGCCACGUUACAGAUACUCACAACACUGAUCCAUGGCGCUGGUGUAGCUCGGAACAAGAUCAAAGCACGCCAACUGUUCGACGAAAUUCCCGAGAGAGGGUUGAAACCUGAUUGUGGAGCUUAUAACGCUUUGAUGAGUGGUCUAAUGAAAUGCGGAGAUGUGAGUGGCGCAAUCGAGGUGAUGAAGGAGAUGGAAGAGGGAGGAAUCGAGCCGGACAGUGUAACUUUCCACUCCAUGUUCAUCGGAAUGAUGAAAUCAAAAGAGUUUGGAUUCGAAGGUGUGUGUGAGCUUUAUCGGAAAAUGAAGGAGAGAUCUCUGGUUCCGAAAACACCAACGGUUGUGAUGCUGAUGAAGCUCUUCUGUCACAACGGUGAAGCGAAUUUGGGACUUGACCUGUGGAGGUAUAUGAUUGAGAAAGGGUAUUGCCCUCAUGGCCACGCAUUGGAUCUCCUUACUACUGCAUUGUGUGCUCGGAGAAGAGGUGAUGAUGCAUUUGAGUGCUCGAUGCAGACGGUGGAGAGAGGAAGGUGUGUGAGCGAACCAGUGUUUCGAAUGUUAGAGACCUCAUUAUCAAGUAAAGACGAAUUGGAGAAACUAGAGGAAUUGAAGACGAAGAUGCAGAAACUGAAUAGCUUUUUGCCGCCUCCUUUAACACUGCUAAUUUAG